GAGUUCUGACCGACAACGGCUUCGGCGACAAGCCGACAACACAUGGCCAGUAGACAGUAGUAUUCGUUUUGACGCGGUCGUAUAUACAUUCGUGCACUCCGUCCUUUAGAAAUACUCGUACUUCUUCGUACCCGGAGUCUCCAGAAAAAUUAAAAGACAAUGGCACCCAAAAUCAUGUUGCUGAUCACCUUGUCAGUUGCGUCCGCCGUGCUAGUCUCCGCCGCUUCCCCGCCGUUCCAAGAACGCAAAGCCAUAGUCGUUCUCAAGGGACCCGGCCAAGUGAGCGGUAACGUGACAUUUAUCCAGGCUAAUCGCGGUGGCCCGGUCACGAUAACCGGAGUGGUGUCCGGUCUUACCGAAGGACCGCACGGUUUCCACGUUCACGAGAAGGGAGACGUGACCAACGGAUGCAUAUCCACUGGAUCGCACUUCAACCCACAAGGGAACAAACACGGCGGACCCAACGACGAGACCAGACACGCCGGAGACUUGGGCAACAUCCAAGCUGACAACACGGGUGUGGCACAGUUCUCUUACUCGGACUCUCUCAUCUCGCUGGUCGGCGCCCACAACAUCCUGGGUCGCGCGGUGGUCGUGCACGCUGACACCGACGACAUGGGCCGUGGAGGGUUCACCGACAGCCUGACCACCGGACACGCCGGUUCCAGGGUUGCGUGCGGAGUCAUCGGAAUACUCGAUCCUAUUACGCCGUGGGACAAGUCGGCCGGUCACCGAAGUCCGUCUACAUCGCAUGUCUUGUUGCUGACCGCCGUGGCCGCGAUAGCGUCCAUGUUGGCCGCCAACUCGAUUUAAACGCCUACACCGACCAUAUCCACCUGCACUUCCAUCGCUACGCCUCCGAUGCCGCGAAAGACUCCCGUUACGCGGAGGUUCUCUCUUUUUCUCAUAACCAUAUGAAAGUACCUAAGUAAUUUUUUUUUUUUAUGCAAAUCUGUGCGAUUGCGCAUUUCUUUACCCAGCGGUGACCGUAAGGCAACCGCAACGAAGCACAAUAUUAUGCCCUAUAUUUACACUGGUUAAUACCUACUUAACCCUCAGUAACCGUAUAGGUAUAUUAGGUAUACGUGACGACCAUAACACGAACAAGUGUUUAGGUUGGCGCGUGCCUAUAUUAUAUUAUGUUUAAUUGUCCUCAUCCCGAGCGCGCACAGCUACAGACAAAAAUGAAUAACAAUUAUUAUAAUGAUAUUAUCACACAGUUAAAAUCUGAAAAUACGUUUCAUAUAUAGGCGUCACUAUACGGAGUGGGAGGGGGACUUGAUAGGGGUUAAGUCCUUCUCAGUUUUCCUUUAAGACCCCCUUCAUAAAAAUGUGAUUUACGAUUAUAUCAUUCUUUGCGAGGCUUUAAAAAAAAUAAAGUUUUUUUUUUUAAAAAAAAAUCAUUAUUAUCAUUAAAACCUUACGCAACCACUCCCCUGCCCAUCCUCCCCAAAAUAAAAAAUGCUGACCUAGUUUCGACUAAGGUAUUACGUAGGUAGUAGAUACACACUCGUCGGACUAUACCCACAUACAUUACACCAACAUAAAUAUAUAGCCAUAUAUAGGUGUUGGUACUUGGUAGAUAUUAUGUAACACGAUAUUAUUAUUUUAAACGGUAUAUCGCGUUGCAAUAUUUAUGACGAAGACGCCUUUGAUAUUAUAUAACAUUUUUUUUCCGAAUCGUCAAGACACUUUAGAAUAUGCAUAGAAAUUGAUGUAGCACGUGCGGAAACGUCUAUUAUAUUAUUAUUAUUAUUAUUAUUAUUAUUAUUAUUUAUAUUAGCUAUUAUUAUUUUUUUAAUUAACAUUAUUUUAUUAUUAUAAUAACCUAUUACUUUUAGCGCUGAACAUAUAAAUUAUAAAUUAUAUUAUUAUUAUUAUUAUUAAAUAUUGAAUUGUACAUAUAUAUUAUAUAUAUUGAUAUACAUUAAAAUCGUGUUCUCGCUUAUAUUUGUAUUAGUCGAUAUCGGUUUUCUUUUAUACAUAAUAAUUUAUUUACCAAACGUUAUUGUCAUCGCACGUAUAAAAUAUGUCAAAUCAUCGUAUAAAACUGUAUUCGGGGAGCAAACUAUUUAAUAAUAUUAGUAUAUUACAGUAUACGUAAUACGGAUUAUGCCAAUUACCUAUAUGAAUAUAUUAUAAUAGCAUUAAUAGGUAAUAAAUAUUACAAAUAUUUUAAGUUUUAAAUGCAUUUAUAAGUUCACAUGAUAUACAUAUAUAAAUAUGAAAAGAACUAUUGUACUUAAAAGAUAAUAAUAAUAAUAUUAUUAUACAUCUAUUCGUUAAGCCCGUGAACUGGUUUUUGUUUUAUAUACCGAAGAAAAUAAUUCAAAAAAUAAAUUAUCUAAAACGCGAUGAUCCUCUCGUCGGGCAUACGUCCCCAUACGUCACCCCCAUCGUUAUUGUACGAGCCCAAUUUUACCAAAAUUGUUUUUCCUUUCUAUAUAUUAUAUUAUUAUUAUAUUACGUUUAUAAUAUGUCUAUAUUAUAUUAUAUAUUAUUAUAAUUUAUAUUAGUAAUGUAUAGGAAUUAUUAUUAUAAUAUUAUCAUUGCGCAAUUAUAUAUAUCUUACAAUAUUAUUAUCCACGUAGUUAGGACACUAUAUUAUUAUAUAAUUUAUCUUACACAACUAUAUAAUAUAUAUAUAUGUAUAAGCCACCUAGGUAUACGGUAUUUUCAUAUUUAUAUAAAUUGUAGGUGUACGCUCGAACCGUUUUAGACAUUUUAGUCAAAUAUACGAAUAAAAUAAUAAAUUGUGAUUGAGAAA
Metopolophium dirhodum (rose-grain aphid) is the source of this 2767-nucleotide messenger RNA. RefSeq lists its product as uncharacterized. Lineage: Eukaryota; Metazoa; Arthropoda; Insecta; Hemiptera; Aphididae. The transcript is spliced from 5 exons. The coding region runs from base 160 to 813 and encodes 217 amino acids. Gene Ontology annotation, biological process: removal of superoxide radicals. The record is from RefSeq and is a predicted model, not a curated record. Gene Ontology annotation, molecular function: superoxide dismutase activity; copper ion binding.